Haliotis rubra (blacklip abalone) is the source of this 1435-nucleotide messenger RNA. RefSeq lists its product as uncharacterized. The transcript has 4 exons. The coding region runs from base 121 to 864 and encodes 247 amino acids. Lineage: Eukaryota; Metazoa; Mollusca; Gastropoda; Lepetellida; Haliotidae. The record is from RefSeq and is a predicted model, not a curated record.
GAUCCUGUUGAUGGGUGUUAUGUAUGCAGAGUGUGAACCUGGUAUCGCCUGUCAACUGGUGUAAAAUUUUGAGUAAAGGAUUGUCUUCCUCAUUCACAUUGUGGAUGCGGACGCCGAACGAUGUCGGCUCGUGCACUGGUCACUCUAGCAGUCUGUCUUAGUCUAACGAAACUGCAGAACACACAUGGUGAAAGCAUUGCUUUUGGUAAACUUGCCAAACAGCGUAAUUCUUAUCCAGGAUACCCUGCAAGCCGGGCCCUCAAUGCUAUAUACUCCACCACGGGGUCGUUUACAUACCUUGCCAAUCCUUGCUGGUGGGAGGUGGACCUGAGAGGUUACUUUGAUAUCAGCAACAUCACCCUCACUGCCGCAACCAAUGGAUGGGGGACCUACAUGAGUAAUGCCUACGUGGAAGUGAUUGACAAAGAUGUCAGCCUCUGCUCUGACGCCCAGGUGGAGUGGUGUGGGAAUGUGUCCAGCACUGUUGCUGCUGGGGAAGAGUUCACCUUCACCUGCAAUGCCACCUUCCCUGUUCGCUUUGUCCGCGUCACAAGGCGAUCCACAAGCAACACCUUUUUGAAUAUCGGACAUAUUGAUGUUCAAGGUGUCGGGGCUACGAAGCGAUACCGAUCCUACUACACGCCCACGACGGGGAGGAAGGUGACCAAACCAUCCAUGACUACAUCAGCCAUAACAGCAGGAGAAUGUGGCAUCCUUUGUCACCGAAAUCAUUCAUGCAUCGACUUCAGCUACAGCAAAACUGCGUCGACCGAAUCCAACUGUCUGCUAACCUACGAGGUCGUGCCGCAGUAUUCUGUGGCAAGGAAUGACUGGACCAUGUACACCAUGGAUAACUGUCUGUAAACUCCUAACUCAAAGUGGAAUUUAUAAUCUAUGCUUGGAGCUUGAGAAUAGAAGUGGACCAUACUGAAAAAAUAUUUACUAUGUUUACUGUUAUCAUGUGGACACAAACAAAAUGCUUGUGGGAGCUGUAACGCACUGUUUGGUUUUUUUUAUGUAACCGUGACGUAUGAGAGCGAGAAGAUUUAUUCACCUUUACCAAUUAUCAACUCUGUGUGAUACACUGAUUGCGAGGAGCAGGGAUACUAACUCUGUUGUUACUGCAUAGUUGUACUGUGCUGUAUAGGGUAUAUAUCAUAUAUCACCCGACUUUCAGCUUAACUGUACCAUUCUAAAAGAAUAAGUUCUAUUAUAUGCCAUACAAAUAUGUGAGCAAUUUAUUUUCUUAGGUGAUUCAAUAAUGACCCGAUAGGUUCCUUUUGGUGGGAAAAGUGCAUAUGCCGAGAUAUAUAUUUCUGAUACAAAAUUGUUUAUUUUAGUGAAGUUGCCUUAUUUGGAGCUUUAUAUAAUUGCAACAAAUAUAAUUCUGUGGCGUUAUAUCUGAGAUAUGAUAUAAAAUGGUGUUUAGUGUUCC